Salvelinus sp. IW2-2015 is the source of this 1827-nucleotide messenger RNA. The record is from RefSeq and is a predicted model, not a curated record. NCBI's taxonomy places the organism in Eukaryota, Metazoa, Chordata, Actinopteri, Salmoniformes, Salmonidae.
CAACUCGCUGGGAAUCAACGCUUACCUGUUUGUCCAGUUCUACAUGAACUUCCUUACUGAGAGAUGGUUCUACACACGGGUCCUUCUUGGGGAUGCCCUCUCCUGGGCCAGGGCUCCUGCAGCCUGCCUCAACUUUAACUGUAUGCUUAUUCUGCUGCCAGUCUGCCGGAACCUUCUGUCCUUUCUCCGCGGCUCCAUUCAGUGUUGCAGUCGCACAGCUGCUCGACAACUGGACAGAAACAUCACCUUUCACAAGCUGGUGGCUUACAUGAUAGCAUUUCACAGAGCGGUCCACAUCAUCGCCCACCUGUUUAACUUUGAGUGGUUCAUGGCCCAGCUGUACAGGAACAGCAGCUCUCUGCCCUUUGUGCUGUCCCAGAUUGGCAACGGAGACAAUGCCUCCUACCUAAACCCCAUCAGGACUGACCAGACCAACCCAACCAUAGUGAUGUUCACUACCAUCGCGGGGUUAACGGGCGUGGUCAUCACCUUGGCCCUCAUCCUCAUCAUUACAUCAUCCAUGGAGGUCAUCCGCAGGUCAUACUUCGAGGUUUUCUGGUACACCCAUCACCUCUUCAUCAUCUUCUUCAUCGGACUCGUCUUCCACGGCUUCGGGCGAAUUGUCCGAGGGCAGACCGCCACAAGUCUCCUGGAGAACAAGCCAUCGCAGUGUGCAGAUCAGUUUGAGUCAUGGGGAAAGAACGGGACCUUCUGCCCUAAGCCAGAGUUUGCUGGGAACCCUCCUAUGACAUGGAAGUGGGUGGUGGGGCCUAUGAUCUUGUAUGUGUGUGAGAGACUGGUCCGAUUCUACCGCUCCCAACAGAAGGUGGUCAUCACCAAGGUGGUGAUGCACCCGUCCAAGACCCUGGAGCUCCAGAUGAAGAGGAAGGGCUUCAGGAUGGAGGUCGGCCAGUACGUCUUUAUGCAGUGUCCCUGUGUCUCCCAGCUGGAGUGGCAUCCCUUCACCCUCACCUCCGCCCCCGAGGAGGAUCACUUCAGCGUCCACAUCCGUAUUGUGGGCGACUGGACCCAGGGCCUGUACGAGGCCUGCGGAGGGGACAAGAACGAGACCCAGGAGGCAUGGAAACUGCCCAAAAUGGCGAUAGAUGGCCCGUUUGGUACUGCCAGUGAGGACGUGUUCGGCUAUGAGGUGGUCAUGCUGGUGGGUGCUGGCAUUGGGGUCACCCCCUUCGCCUCCGUCCUCAAGUCAGUGUGGUACAAACACAUCCAGGAGAACCAGAACGUCUUUACCAAGAAGAUCUACUUCUAUUGGCUGUGUCCUGAGACCCAGGCGUUUGAGUGGUUUGCUGACCUGCUGCAGUCUCUGGAGGGACAGAUGACAGAGAAAGGCAUGGUGGACUUCCUCAGCUACAACAUCUACCUGACCCGCUGGAAAGAGACCGAGGCUGCUCACUUCAGAGUUCACCAUGAGGCAGAGAAUGACCCUAUCACAGGGCUGAAGCAGAAGACUCUGUAUGGGAAACCUAACUGGGACAAUGAGUUUACUGCUAUUGGGACAAAGCAUCCAGAGAAAAAAGUAGGAGUGUUCCUGUGCGGUCCCACCCAGCUGGCUGACGUCUUGGAGAAGCAGUGCCGGUCUCAUUCUGAGGCUGGUGUCAAGUUCAUCUUCAACAAGGAAAACUUCUGAGACCCCAACACCCCUCCAAGAGCACCAAUGAGGCAAUAGCAAUAUUCCUACUUUGUUAUCAAAGUUAGCUUUCAAUAUUGCUCAGACCCAGAGUAUCSUCUGUCUUGUAAGCUGUUUCACAUUCCUAAACUGUUCUGUUGUUAUCCCCAACAUAAACAAUCAAUGGUUUUUAAUAUGGA